This is a messenger RNA of Cornus florida, 543 nucleotides long. Its product is annotated as large ribosomal subunit protein eL37. Lineage: Eukaryota; Viridiplantae; Streptophyta; Magnoliopsida; Cornales; Cornaceae. Gene Ontology annotation, molecular function: structural constituent of ribosome; RNA binding. The coding region runs from base 81 to 368 and encodes 95 amino acids. The record is from RefSeq and is a predicted model, not a curated record. Gene Ontology annotation, biological process: translation. The transcript has 4 exons. Gene Ontology annotation, cellular component: cytosolic large ribosomal subunit; ribosome.
UGCCUGUCGACUAUAAAUAAGCUAACGAUUUUAACUUAUCAAAAUUUUCUGACUAGAGAGGGUUUUUCCGCCUCAAAGAGAUGGGAAAAGGAACAGGAAGCUUUGGUAAGAGGAGGAACAAGACUCACACACUGUGUGUGAGAUGUGGACGCCGUAGCUUCCAUCUCCAGAAGAGCCGUUGCUCAGCUUGUGCCUUUCCUGCUGCCCGGGUCAGAAAAUAUAAUUGGAGCGUGAAGGCAAUCCGAAGGAAGACCACAGGGACCGGUCGUAUGAGGUAUAUGCGUCAUGUUCCCCGCAGGUUCAAAAGUAACUUCAGGGAAGGCACUGAAGCAGCACCAAGGAAGAAGGGAGCUGCUGCAGCCUCUUAAGGUUUGAGAGGAAAAUUUCAGUCCAUUUAUGUUUGAUUGUCUGGGAUUUUGGAAGAACAAAAAGUUUUGAACUGUCUGUUGAACGCUACUUAUUGUUAGUGGCAAGCGAUUUGUUAUUUUGAAGGAUUCAAAUGAAUUUUACUUUAUUUUGAUAAUGGAGGAUAGUUACUUUUUA